Dimorphilus gyrociliatus is the source of this 301-nucleotide messenger RNA. Lineage: Eukaryota; Metazoa; Annelida; Polychaeta; Dinophilidae. The record is from the annotation of a GenBank genome assembly.
ACUACUGGAAGGUACAAAAAUGGCGGCAAGGUCAGCUUAUAAAUUCGGACAAAAUUUAAAGGAAUUAAGAAUUCAUCUCUGCCAAAAGUCGGCAGCAAGCAAGGGUGUACGGGAUUUUAUUGAAAAUCAUUAUGUACAAUUGAAAAAAAGUAAUCCGCAAUUCCCUAUUUUAAUAAGAGAAUCCCGAGAUGUUAAUCCUGUCGUUUGGGCUAGAUAUGCAUACGGAAAAGAAACUAACGCUACUUUACUAAACAAGUCAAAAGAUGAAGUUUUCGACAUAGUCCAAUCAUUAGCGAAGUGA